Messenger RNA from Aegilops tauschii subsp. strangulata, 1072 nucleotides. RefSeq names its product auxin-responsive protein SAUR71. The record is from RefSeq and is a predicted model, not a curated record. Gene Ontology annotation, biological process: response to auxin. Lineage: Eukaryota; Viridiplantae; Streptophyta; Magnoliopsida; Poales; Poaceae.
AUCUGUCUCGAUUUAGAAUGAAACGGGGUUAAAUUUUAAAAAGAGGCAAGCAAUCCGGCGUACCCGAAGCAGACCGGCUAAAAUAAGCGCUACAUUCCAUUCCGAGCAAAGAAUUUGUAAAUGCCAAAAGAGAAAAAUAAUGGCAAGAGGACCUGUGCGUCGCACAACCUCCAGCUCUUUCGUUAUGUCCGCCUCAGUACAAGCACCUUGUGUCCUCUCACCUGACACCUCUAGUGUCGUCCCUCGCCAAGAACCCGCCGCCGCCGCCACUUCCAAGAGUCUCGAGGUCUCCGGCGUCGACCGAAGCAGCGGCAGCAUGAAGCGCCUGCUCAGGCGGCUCUCCCGCAUCGCCGCGGCAGACGCCUGCGCCGCCGCCGCGUACAAGCCACUCCGGCCCGACGCGGCCGCGAAGGCCUCCUCCUCCUCGUUCUUCGGCGCGCGGAGGCUCGGCCGUGGCGCACGGGUGCCGGAGGGUCACGUGCCGGUGUGCGUUGGCGAGGAGGGCGGCCCCGUCGAGCGCUUCGCCGUGCGGGCCGAGCUGCUGGGCCAGCCGGCGUUCAAGGCCCUGCUCCGGCGCGCCGCGCAGGAGUACGGCUACGGACACCCGGGCGCGCUCCGCAUCCCCUGCGCCGUCGCCAACUUCCGCCGCCUCCUCCUCGGCCUCUUCGACCCCGGCUGUCCACGUACAUAGGAUAGCACUCUUAUGAACCAAACAGAGCCUCGGUCAGUUGAACAGCGCACAUAGGAUAGUCCACGUACUCUGUGAAGAGAGUCUCGUCCAGAUAGCACUCUUCAUCACUUUCUCUCCAAGCAGGUGUCAUCGCCAUCAUUUGUCCUCGAGCAAGGGACAACUUGAAGAAUUUGUAUUGCUUCAGAACUAGUCGUCACAUUCUCUAGAAAAACAAUUAGAUUCACCGUGUCCGUCGAGUGCUGUACGUAUCAAGAUCAGCCAUUUGGGGUCGGAUAAAAGAGACGCCAUGUGCAGCGCAGCAAAAACACAACUGUAUGUACCUAUGUACGUGCAUAGGCGCCGAGUCGUGCUUGGUUUAGUUAGUUUAUUAGUUUAGUUCAA